UCCCGCCCCGAACCGGGUCUCUUUCUGACUUUCUGCAGAGGAAGCAGUGAGAUUUUUAAAGUGCGUAUUACAGUAUGUCAGGUCAGUGUGUAUCUGCUACACAGCGAGCGAUCUGCAGAUGUCGGUUAUAGAGACAGACAGACAGACAGACAUACAGACAGACAGACAGACGGUAUUAACCGGAAAGUGAGAAGAAUCUGAUCAGACAUAAACGCAGAGAUGGGAAACCUUCCGAAAGCCUGGACGCUGAAAAAUGAAGAAAUAAGGAUUUCACAUAACGCAUCUGGUCUGUAACACAGCAAGCUUUAAUGUGAUUAGUCUUCUGCUCGCAGAUGAUCAUUAAUAAAAGGAAAUAAAGUCGGGAUUAAGAAGCGCGCGCGUCCGUAUGUAUCUGACCCUCAAGUCGCCUUCAGCAAACUCUUUACUGCACUGAUCUAAUGAUGAGCGUUAUAAUGCCUGGCAUGUGUUAUAGCAUUGUGUUUAGGAUAUUUGUAAAGGCAAAUCUAAUGAAAAUUAUGUUAUAACAAUAACAUUAUUAUUAUUAUUAUUAUUAUUAUUAUUAUUAUUAUUAUUAUUAUUAUUAUGAUGAUGAUGAUGAUGCUACGAUUUAAAACUGCGCGUAUCUUAAAACAUCCUUUUAGACUUAAGACAUCAACACAAUGACGUCAUAGACAUCUAUUUUACACUCAUAUUCACACACACACACACACACACACACACACACACACACACACACACACACACACACACACACAAGUAUUUACAGUUUACACAUCACGCACGGGUGUAUAGAAUUUUGUGCGUGCACAAGGUCGAGAAUGCCGGAUUGCGUCAGUGUCGGUGGUCGUUACUGCAGGUGCUUGGUGACGGCGCACGAGCUCGGACCUGAUCAGCGCUUAUAACUGUUAUAACGGGACACCGGAAAUGGACGGGGCGGCAGCGAGCCACUCCACCGAGCCGCAUGUGUUAAAGCCGGACUCUAAAGCUACCAACCGAAAAGACAGCCGCGGUGACACGGAGCCUGCCGCAGCACGAGGAGGGGCGAGCGAGCUGAGCGCGAGCCUCCAGCAGCAACCGACAGAUUGCCGGAAUUCGUCCAGGCGCAGGUUCAUCCGCACCAACCUGUGGUUCUCGGAGUCGGAGGAUCACGGUUUGGAGACGCCGGAAUGCGGCGACAGCAUCAGCACCGGGUUCAUCCGUCCUGUCGCGAACGCGCGCAGAAAUCGGUACCGAAAGAGCUCGAGCGCAGGGAAUCCGGUAAGGACCGAAAGCCGCACCGAUGCACAGGGACAGAAAAGCGAGGCCGAGCAAAAGGAAGAACCUGCUACAGCGAGCACUGCCGGUAAGGACGAGCACGGGCACACGGAGGAGGAAGAGGAUGAAGAAGAGGAAGCCGGGAUGACGGCAGUCAGCACUUCUCCCAGUGGCCGCUUCCUCAAGUUCGACGUGGAGCUCGGGAGAGGCUCGUUUAAGACCGUGUAUAAGGGCCUGGACACAGAGACAUGGGUGGAGGUGGCGUGGUGUGAACUUCAGGACCGCAAGCUAUCUAAAUUGGACCGUCAGAGGUUUAAGGAGGAGGCGGAGAUGCUGAAGGGCCUCCAGCACCCCAACAUUGUCCGUUUCUAUGAUUUUUGGGAGUGUCCUGUCAAAGGAAAGAAGUGCAUUGUCUUGGUUACUGAACUAAUGACUUCAGGCACUUUAAAAACGUACUUGAAGCGUUUCAAGGUGAUGAAGCCGAAGGUGCUGCGUAGCUGGUGCCGGCAGAUCCUCAAGGGUCUUCACUUUCUGCACACUCGCACACCUCCCAUUAUCCACCGAGACUUGAAGUGCGACAACAUCUUCAUCACAGGCCCCACAGGCUCAGUUAAGAUUGGGGAUCUGGGCCUGGCCACACUCAAGAGGGCCUCCUUUGCCACAAGUGUCAUUGGUACUCCAGAAUUCAUGGCUCCUGAGAUGUAUGAAGAGCACUACGAUGAGGCUGUAGACGUCUAUGCCUUUGGCAUGUGCAUGCUGGAGAUGGCCACGUCCGAGUAUCCGUACUCCGAGUGCCAGAACGCUGCUCAGAUCUACCGCAAAGUCACCAGUGGUGUCAAGCCAGCCAGUUACAGUAAGGUCACCGUCCCAGAGAUUAAAGAGAUCAUAGGGGAAUGUAUCCGCUAUCACUGGGAAGAGAGAUACUCCAUCAAGGACCUGCUGAAUCAUGCCUUCUUUGCAGAGGACACUGGCGUCAGGGUAGAACUCGCAGAGGAAGACGAUGGAAAGAAAACGUCGAUCGCACUCAGGCUUUGGGUGGAGGACCAGAAAAAGUUGAAAGGGAAGUACAAGGACAGCGGUGCAAUCGAGUUCACCUUUGACCUCAACAAAGAGGUGCCAGAGGCAGUUGCGCAAGAAAUGGUUGACUCAGGUUUUUUCCUGGAGACUGACAUGAAGAUUGUUGGCAAGUCAAUCCGGGACCGUGUAGCACUCAUAAAGUGGCGUAGGGAGAGGACCAUCUCGAGGGGCAAGGACGAGACUGAAAAGGUCACUAAGGACCAUGAACAGAAUGUGCCUCAGGAUCCCUCUCUUAAGUUGACACAGAGUACCAUGCCCGAUGCUCGAACAGAGCCUGGGGAUCACGACAGUGAGUCAGUCAACCUCUCUAGCGGUCCCACCAGUUCAACUACAUCAGACAGCAUUGCAUGCCCUGCAGCAGUCUCAGAUGCUUUGAGCAACCAGCAAAGCAUAAUUUACCAGUCCUCAUCAGAGCCCUUCACCACUUCCCAGAAGGUCCUCAGUCCACCAUCACAGCUCCUUUCUGAGUUACUUCAUAUGACUCAACCACAACUAACAACUCAGCUUCAUCAGGAGGUCCAAAACCAGAUCGCUGCUCACCUGCAUUCAACACAACAAUUACCUAUGGCACAGUAUAAGCAAGAGAUCAUACAACUAGUGGAUCCACAGGAUCCCACUCCCCAACUGCAACAGCCCAUUGCCCAGUUACAUCAAGAAGUCCAACAGCAACCUACUAUACAUCUCCACCAUGGAGAACAGCAAAAGCAACCUGCUUGCCAGUUACUCCAGGGGAUCCAGCCACAAGUUAUGCAGCAAACCCCCACAGUGCAGCAUCAACAUGUGUCCCAUCAGCAACCUUCAGCACAGUGCCAUCAGGAGACUCAAUCACAAACCGUAGCACAACUAUAUCAAGGAACUUUUCAGCAACCCACUACUUCAAUACAUCAAGGGGCCUUCCUGCAGCCCUCUGUACAGAUCAAGCAGAGCCUUUACCAGCAGCCACAUCCACAUCAGACUAUAUCAGCCCCGGCAACCCCUGCACCACAAGGACAGGAGUUUCACCUCUAUCUCCAUCCUGCAGCUUUCCUGUCCCAGACAUUAGCAAAUCUACAGCCAGUUAUGGAGUCAACAUCUGAUGGACAGACCCAUCCUCAGAAUCUGCAUCAUCCUAUGCUCAGCACCGCACCGCAGUCUCAGCCACAGCAACCCUUACUUCAGCCUCUUCAGAUUUCGGCUCAAUUCUCUUCACCUUACUCCGUUAUGUCAACAAUGGGCACUCCUGCCAGAAGUGAGGCAGUUACAAUUUCUUCCAUGCCAUACAACACCCCCUACCCUAAUAGUGCUCCUCCAGUACCUCCAUCUUACUACUCUCCCAGUCCGGUCCAUGUCCCACUACCUCUUGCAGGUACACAGAACAUGCCCUCCAUACCAGGAGCAGGUACACCCCAAACCCCAGUGUCUGCUCCUCUGGGAACAAUCCUGGGUAUAGCUCUUUCUCCUUCCCUUAUACCACCACUACAGCAGGUGUAUCCUUCUGCUCUUCCACCAGAGGCCUCUCUCCUUCAACCCCAACCCACCCUGUCAUCUAUGCCCAUUUCUCAUACAUUGCAGCAGCCACCGUCCGCCUUUCCUCCACAAGAGCCCUGCAUCUCUGCACCACCUGCACAGGAUGAAACUCUGGUACAUGCACAUGCAGAAACAUCACACAUCAAGGUUCUUCCACACAGAGAGGAACCUGAGCAAGAAUUUACUGCGGCCACUUUUGGUGAAAGUUGCACUCAACCAAGCAAUACUCAGCAGAUCCAGGAGACAGCAUCUGUGUUUAUUACUGCAUCUGACCCAAGCCAUGAGGAUCCAGUACCGUUGCCGCUCCCCAUCUAUACAUGUGACAGUUUAAAUUCAGAUGCAGCUUCGGGUAAAGAGAUGAGUGAUAGCUAUGAUGGAACCAUGACUGGAGGGAAAGGUGAUGGGAAACCCCGAAAACACCAUCGUAAGUCUGCUCGUACCCGCUCACGACAAGAGAAGACCAGCAAACCCAAACUCAGCAUUCUCAACGUUUGUGAUACAGGUGAUAAAAUGGUGGAAUGCCAGCUAGACACCCAUAACCACAAAAUGGUGACAUUCAAGUUUGAUUUGGAUGGUGACGCACCAGAGGAAAUAGCAACUUAUAUGGUGGACAAUGGCUUCAUUCUGCCCAUGGAGAAAGAGAUCUUUAUUGAUCAGCUAAAAGACAUCGUGGACAAGGCUGAGGACAUGUUGAGUGAGGAGGCAGAGGGGGAGAGACCAAGUGCACUGAGGGAUACGACACUUCAAGGCAGCUGCCCUGGAGGAACGGGGGAUGAGGUUAUGCAGAAUUUGAAAGGACUGAAGGAUGCCACCCCUCAGCCUGUCUAUCAGCAGAAUGUGCUUCAUACCGGUAAGAGAUGGUUCAUAAUCUGCCCUGUGGAUGAGCCGAGCGUUAGCCAGGACGUGUCCUCAGAGGGCGCGACGGCUACACCACAUACAAGCGGACUGAGCGAUGGCACUGGUCCAAGUCAGGCUGCUGACAGCAGCACAGCACAGCCAGUGGAGCACUGCACUGCACCGGCGUCUACAGAUUCAACAGGUUAUGCCACUGCUCCUCCAUCUGGUGGCAGUGAUGCUCAUGGAUUCAGUCCACUGUCUCUAAAUACCGUGGACCCUUUAUCCUUGGUUCCACUCUCUGCCAACCUGCCGGCACAGUCUUGCAGUGGCUCAAUUACACCAAUCCAUGCUGCCCAGCAGGUUGUAGAUCUGGCUUGUGCUGCAACCAGAGCUGAAGACCUGCCCUGCUGCCCGCUAGUUAUGCCAUUAGCACUGGAUAUGGCUACGAGUCCUCAGCGCUCCUCACCAGCGACCCCUCCCCUCAUGCAAGACACUCAUAGCAUUGUUUUGCAGCAGCCAUUUGCAUCUGUGGGUGGUGCCAAGCCCCCAUCAAUGCCCCAGAGCCCUGCCACCUCACAGCACCAUCAUGCUCCGAACGAAUCCGACGGGGAAGGUCGGGCUCGGGUGGGGUUUGUAGACAGCACCAUCAAGACACUGGAUGAGAAGUUGAGAAAUCUACUGUAUCAGGAAUAUGUGCCCAUGUACCCAUCCGGCUGUGCAGCAGAGACUCCAGGAUCAGGCACUGAGUAUGUGCAGUCUCCACCUGGACCAGAGAGCGCAGGAGGGGGAUCGGGUAACAACACGCCCCAAAUCAUCGGAGACGGACGCAUCAGAACUGGGGAGCAACUGCCACAGAUUCCAGAGCGAGUAGACAGUCUUAGCACGCGCAGUGACUCUGCUGUUGCUGUUACAGUGUCAAAGAAACCGAUAAUGCCUCACUCCACGUCCUGCUCAAGCUCCAGGAGUCGCUAUAAGAUGACAGCUGGUGCUCCUGACUUCCUUUCUGGGACCCGGAGGAAGCAGCGGAGUUGGAGCAGCACGGCUUCUCCAGCACACCCUGGUGCCUGUUAUGGGGAGCGCAGCGUUUACGCUGAGCCAAAUGCGACCUUCAGUACAGGGGACAAUGUCUCCAUAGGCAAGAAGCACAGCAGCAGGAAUUCAGCUCCUCCUGAUUUCUGCCUGGACCCUCUGUCCUCCCUCAGCGAGCCCAGCUCCCUUCCGCAGGCACGUACAUCUGUCUCAGCAGAUGUCCACACUUUAUUCAUGUCUUCUGACUCAGGGGCAGAGAGCAGCCCAGCCAAAAUGGUGCCUCCUACACCAUCUCGUUCAGAGAGGAGAGGAAGCGACCUCAUGAGGAGGGCAGUGGCCUUCUUGAGGCGCUCGGGCCGCAGCAGCAGUGUGCAGAGCUCUGACUCCCCCAGUAGACAUGGUGGAACCUAUGGCUCAUACAUGAGCAGUGAUAAUGACUCUGAGAUGGAGGACUUAGACGUUAAAAGUGAACUGCACAGACUGCGGGAAAAACACAUGAAGGAGAUUUCAGAGCUGCAGGCUCACCAGCGUGGGGAAAUUGAGCUGUUGUAUCGAAGGCUUGGUAAAGCACCGCCUCCUGGCCUCAUUCCCACAUCAACAGUGCCCCCUGCUGGACGCAGACGCAGAGCCAGCAAGCAUAAACUCAGAGCAAGCAAACUGCUCAGCCCUCUGGUCCAGCAGAUCAGAAGUGUCACCAAAACGAGUGACAGCAGCAAACCCGCUGAGCCUGCUGUGAGUGUGAACGGCUCUCCGGCCAGGGCCUCGGAGGGGUUUGCUAUCCGGUCUCGUUCAGGGACCGACACUUUACCCAGUUCUGAACCAGUCCAGACCCAGCAACCCUGCUCCCUCAAGGCUUCAGUGUCAUCUGACAAUGUCUGUUCUGGACUGCAGGGAGAGGGAGCAGGAGUGCACAGACAGCCAGGACCGGGCUGGUCUCCUUAUCACCCAGCGACCGAGAGGGUCACUUACAAAUCCAGCAGUAAACCUCGUGCUAGAUUCCUGAGUGGGCCUGUUUCUCUCUCCAUCUGGUCGACACUGAAACGUCUCUGCCUGGGUAAAGAACGUGGAAACAGCGUCUAUGAUUUUCUAGGGCCUGCAGGUCCGCCUGGGGCGUGUAAUCAUCCCCAGGUGCCCCCAGGUUCAACUCCCUCACCACGCCACCCAGCAAUGGGGCUAGCACAAGCACAAAGCAACAACAGCAACAACAACAAUGACCUGUGUCCUGAGGAGCUACAGAAGCUGUUGGGCACAUGGAGUCCCAAACAGCCUUGUUUGUUCACCCGCUCUUUCCACCUGAGAGCACAGAGAGCCACCAGAGCUAGAACCAGGAGUGCAGAAGGGGUACUUCCAGGCUCAGCAGCAGUUACAUCAUUGCUUUCUCUAUCAUGGCCCAGGAUUAAUUCUCACACCUCUGAGAUGACAGAGCCCUUGCUGUCCCUACAGGAUGGGUUGUCUGUCCACGACAACCAUUUUGCUGAAUUUCUAGGUACCUCGGUGUACGUUACUCACUGGCCUGCACAGAGUACGGGUCCUGAUCAGGGAGGAUUUAUGUUCUCCACUGUGGCUUCAUCCUGGACCAGACGCUCAUCUCCACUAGAGCCUUCGCUAUCUCGAAACAGGACUCCUAGGCUUACGUCCCCCAUGCUGUAGAAUCAGUGAAUAUUCUUUAAAGAGUCAUUACAGUAUGGUAUCUUGUAUGACUUUAGCAGUAUCUCUUAAAGCAUGCACCACCUUACGUAUAUCUUUCUGGCCCGUACUUUGUAAAUAUCGACGCUAAUGAUAUGUGUAUGAACAUUAGCCAAAUAGCAGAGUAAGAAUAUGUCCAGGAUUUAUCUAUAAUGUAUUUUUUACAUAUAUUGCUCAUAUCAUCCUCAACAAUACACAGACACUGUAUAAGCACAUUGAAAUUUAUCUUUGUUCAUUAAAUUUAGCGCAUUCGCUGCCUCACUGUGACACAUCGAGAGCAUCGAGACACAUCGAGUCCUUCAGUAAUGCUAAGUGCAUACAAUACCAAGGAUUCUGGUCUAGUUCAUAUGUUAAUUAGAAAUGACUUGUCACUUGACACAGAGAAAGCUUUGGACUGACUGAUAAUUGAAGGUGGAGUUUACACAAGUGCCUCCAACAGCAGUUUUGAAGCCACUGGAAACGGCAAAUUAAUUAAGAAAACCGAAGGCGUAUCGAGAGUAUGUUACAAAAGUGUAAAAAAAAAAAAGGUUAUUUUCCAUGUAAAACAAUUCAGGAAUAUGUACACUGUGCUCAGUACAUGCAAAAUUAUUAACAAAUAAUUAACCCAAACAUUUGUCUCAUUUUCAUUUCAUAAGCAAGAAUCUGUGAUGGAUCAAAGAACGUUUUAAAUCACGUUGAUGUUAGACAAGAGAACGUACCAGAUAGCAGACUUCUCACAGGAAAAUACACACAAAUACACACACAGCUAACACACACACACACACACACACACACACACACACACACACACACACACACACACACACACACACACUGAGACGUUUGCUAGUCAUCUCGGUUUGGGGUCUGGUGCUAUGUUCUGUACCUCUCACUGAAUGAGGUGAUGAGUUUAAAUGUCUAGCACACGGAGUUAAAAGCUUCAAAGCUAAAGGAACAAAAUAGAGAAGUGUGCAAGAGUGUGAAAGGUGAUGUACUGUAUCUAUUAAUAUGUAUCUACACUGACAUAGGAGACAGAUUAUCUCUGCACACUACAUCUAAUAGGACACUGUGUUAAUGCAAAGUAUGGACCUUGUGUGUGUGUGUGUGUGUGUGUGUGUGUGUGUGUGUGUGUGUGUGUGUGUUCAGUCUUGACAUGCUUUUUGUUUUCUAUCCGAAUAGAAAUAAUGGUCAUAUUAUCUAUCAUCAGCUUUGUGUAAAACAUGCCUUACUCUACACAAUCACUCAAAAACUGUUUACUUGUAAAUGUAUAAUAAUACAUUUAUUAAUAAAAAGUUCCAUAAUACAAUAAUGUGAAAGAAGUAAACACAUGUAUAAUUGUACAGUGUAUAGUUAAUAGGCAAUAAUUUUAACCAGCUUUUUCAUAUUUUCCGCUGUUGUAUCUUAGCUAUGCAAAAAAUGUCCACCAACUUAACGCGUUACUGCCGUGAGAUUCUUCGCUUGUACUUUGCUUGCACUAAAACUCUACUGUGCUCAUCAUGUCCUGUUCUUCCUGUGUUUACAGACUAUGGCUAAGUCUGAACACUGUACACAAGAGUAAAGAUAUUCGAUCUUUAUAAAUGUUUACCUGUAAUUCUUUUCUGUAAUUUAGACUGAAGACCAAGAAGUGUAUGUUAAUGAGAUCCAUUAAAUAAAUACUGCAAAUACUGAAA
Tachysurus fulvidraco (yellow catfish) is the source of this 9038-nucleotide messenger RNA. It is a transcript of the gene wnk2, whose product is annotated as WNK lysine deficient protein kinase 2. Gene Ontology annotation, cellular component: cytoplasm; cytosol. The coding region runs from base 925 to 7353 and encodes 2142 amino acids. Gene Ontology annotation, molecular function: chloride channel inhibitor activity; protein serine/threonine kinase activity; ATP binding. The transcript is spliced from 30 exons. The record is from RefSeq and is a predicted model, not a curated record. Gene Ontology annotation, biological process: monoatomic ion homeostasis; positive regulation of sodium ion transmembrane transporter activity; positive regulation of potassium ion import across plasma membrane. Lineage: Eukaryota; Metazoa; Chordata; Actinopteri; Siluriformes; Bagridae.